This is a messenger RNA of Cajanus cajan (pigeon pea), 2396 nucleotides long. Its product is annotated as putative pectinesterase/pectinesterase inhibitor 61. Gene Ontology annotation, biological process: cell wall modification. Lineage: Eukaryota; Viridiplantae; Streptophyta; Magnoliopsida; Fabales; Fabaceae. Gene Ontology annotation, molecular function: enzyme inhibitor activity; pectinesterase activity. The record is from RefSeq and is a predicted model, not a curated record.
CAACGUUGGAAGUAGCAGCCAGCUAAUUCCUACGACGUCGACUUCACACCAACCUUCCAUUUUUCACAUUAACAGUGUCACUAAUAUUAACACUCACUACACUCCCAAAACCAAUUAAUUCAAUCUUGCUAGCACCGCCAUUUAUAAAAGCCGCACCCUCCCACUUCAACGAAAACCAGAAACUACCUCGAUCGACACUCCCUUUCCCUCACAACGCAACAUGGAAUAUGGCAAAUUGGGACCCUCCGACCCAGGUGGCUCCUCUCGCCGCUCCACCACUCCUCUCACCAAAUCAGCCUCCACCUCUUCUUCCUCCAAUAAAAAGCUCAUAAUGCUCUCUCUCCUCGCCGUUGUCUUAAUCGUCGCUGCCGCCGUAUCCGCCGCCAUCGUCACCGUAGUCCGCUCCCACGCCUCCGGCAACCAAAAUGGGCCGAACCUCGCCCGUAAACCCACACAGGCAAUUUCCCGAACAUGCAGCAAGACACGUUUCCCAACUCUAUGCAUCAACUCCCUCCUUGACUUCCCUGGCUCCACCACUGCCACGGAACAAGACCUCGUCCACAUCUCAUUCAACAUGACCCUGCGCCAUGUAAGCCGGGCGUUCUUCGCCUCCAGCGGACUCUCCUUCGCCGCCACGGAACCCAAGGUUCGCGCGGCAUACGACGAUUGUCUCGAGCUAUUGGAGGAGUCGAUGGACGCACUUACGCGGUCCCUCGACUCCGUCCUCUCGUCUUCGAUGGUGCCCAGCAGCGGCGAGAUCAGACCCGCUGCUGCUGGUUCUACCGAAGAUGUGAUGACGUGGCUGAGCGCCGCGCUCACUAAUCAGGACACGUGUGCGGAGGGGUUCGACGACACGAGCGGGAGUGUGAAGGGGCAGAUGGCUAAUAACUUGAAGGACUUGUCCGAACUCGUGAGCAAUUGUCUCGCGAUAUUUUCGGCGAGUGGAAGUGGCGAUUUCUCGGGGGUGCCGAUACAGAAUAGGAGAAGAUUAAUGGAAAGAGAAGAAGAUAGUGUUAACGGCGUUAUCACGGAGAAAUUCCCGAGAUGGUUGAAUAAACUAGAUAGGAGACUGCUGAGUUUACCUGUGACGGCGAUUCAGGCAGAUAUAACGGUGUCUAAGAAUGGCGACGGAACAGUGAAGACAAUUGCUGAGGCAAUUAAGAAAGCACCAGAUCAUGGUACUCGCAGGUUCAUCAUUUAUGUGAGGGCAGGAAGGUAUGAGGAGAAUAAUUUAAAGGUGGGGAGAAAGAAAACGAAUGUGAUGUUCAUAGGGGACGGGAAGGGCAAAACUGUAAUUACAGGGAAAAAGAAUGUGAUAGAUGGCAUGACCACUUUCCACACUGCUUCGUUUGCUGCUAGUGGUGCUGGAUUCAUUGCACGAGACAUCACCUUCGAGAACUAUGCUGGACCGUCAAAACACCAAGCCGUGGCCCUCCGCGUCGGAGCUGACCACGCCGUGGUGUACCGGUGCAACAUUGUGGGUUACCAAGACACUUGCUAUGUGCACUCUAACCGUCAAUUUUUCCGUGAAUGUGACAUUUAUGGCACUGUGGACUUCAUAUUCGGCAAUGCUGCCGUGGUUUUCCAAAAGUGCAACAUUUAUUCACGUAAGCCCAUGGCCCAACAGAAGAACACAAUCACGGCCCAAAAUAGGAAAGACCCAAAUCAGAAUACGGGUAUAUCCAUCCACAAUUGUCGGAUCCUACCCGCCCCGGAUCUUGCCCCGGUUAAGGGCAGCAUCCCCACCUAUUUGGGUCGUCCAUGGAAAAUGUACUCUAGAACCGUAUACUUGUUAUCCUACAUGGGUGACCACAUAAGUCCUCGUGGUUGGUUGGAGUGGAAUGGAGACUUUGCUUUGGACACAUUGUAUUAUGGAGAGUACAUGAAUUAUGGGCCGGGAGCAGCCGUGGGCCAACGGGUCAAAUGGCCUGGGUACCGGGUCAUCACGUCGAGGGUCGAGGCAAAUCGGUUCACGGUGGCCCAGUUUAUAUCCGGGUCUGCCUGGUUACCAUCCACCGGAGUGGCCUUCGCGGCCGGGUUAUCCACAUGAAUUACACUGCAAAAUAUCUAGGUAAGUUUGAUGAUAUUGUUGCCAAAUUCCAAACAAGACUACCCAAUUGGGGAAAUGGGAAAUGGCUUCUAUUUUUAGUCUUUGCCAAAACAUAGUAUUUUGGGCCUAAUUUUUAUUUUUAUCAACGAUGCUAGCAAUAAAUGUAAAGUUGUAAACAGGGCUUUACGUAUAAUAGCUCUUGGUAAUUUUUUUUUUCUUAAUUGCCUCAAAAUCAAAGGUGUUAUAGUUGACUCAAGAACUUUUAGUAACAUGUAGUCAUUUUAUUGAUAUAAUUAAAUGAGAAAGGAAGGGUACUACUAUUGGUACAGCAUGUUGAUUGUGAUUC